AUGCGGCCAUGGCAGUCGGCAAGGUUGAGCCCAUUCGAUUGGCGGCGGGGAUCCGGCAGCGGAAUCGGCUGCAUCAUGGCCGCCCAGCCAUUGAGCAGCACAUCGGCGGCAACAUCUGCGGCAACAACGGGAGCAACAACCGUGGCAACCGGUUCGGCCGGAGCCACAACGGCGACCCUGGCCGCUUCCACAUCGACGGCAGCCUCAUCCGCAUCGGGAGCAUCCGCGGGAGCCACGUGGAUGCAGCAACACCACUCCCAACUGGUGGCGGAUGGGGAUCUGGAUCUCCAGGCGAACGGCACCGAUGCGUCGGCGGGCGUUGAGGGCCCCACAAUGCCGGCCGGCUACUUGCCGCUCUACGAGGAUGUGGAAACGGCGGCGGAGGACGCCGGCUAUGCGCUGAUCGACGACAUCAGCGAGUGGCUCUUGGGUGGUUCGGUGGGCAGUGGUGGUGGUGGUGGUGGUGGUGGGGCAGGGAACAGUACGACCUUGGCGGUGACAGCCGGUGGAGGCGCCAACGAAACGCUGGGCUGGCUGGAAGUGCUGAAUAGCACGCUGCCGAGUUCCCACCGCAGUGGCGGCCACCACAACACCAGUUCGGAGGUGGAGGCGUCGGCGGAGGAGGCGGCGGAGGGGCGUGGCCGGGGGCGGUACGCCUUGCGCAGCUUUGUGGAGCAACAGCUGGCGACGGGUGGCGAGGGGGCGGCGGGCGGAGCGGCCGGUGGCGGCGGCGGCGAUGCUGGCAUCGCGCUGAUCGACAGCGGCGAGGAGGCGGCACUGGACAACGUGGCGGAUGCGGAAACGGACUACGGCCUGCUGGGCGGCUUUGGCUUCGGCGAUGCCGAGCUGCUGCAGCGGACGGCGGCGGCGGCCCGGGAAACGCUCAGCAAUCGAACGGCGCCGGCCAUCACUAGCUACGAUGGAGGCGGCUCUGGCGGACUGGCUGGAACCGGAGGAGCCGGGGUCGGCGGAGGAGCAGGAGGAGGAGGCAGAUCAGGGGGCAGCACCUUUAUGCUGCUGCUCGAAAACUUUAACGAUUAUUUUCCCAACUACAAUGGGAGCACGGUUUCGGGAACAACAACCAUUGCGCCGGGGGCGGGAGCGGGCAUGGGCGUGGCAAUCACCGGGGGAAGGGGCGGCGGCGGCCUGCUGCUCGAGCAGAACCUCACGGGACUGUACCUCGAUGGCUACCGGCUCAACUGCACCAACGAGACGCUCGGCCUCAACCUCACCGACUCGUGUGCCGAGCUGAGAGUGGUGGACCACAACUACUGGGCGCUCAUCCUGAUUCUGUUCCCCAUCCUGACCCUCUUCGGCAACAUCCUGGUCAUCCUGUCCGUGUGCCGCGAGCGCUCGCUGCAGACAGUCACAAAUUAUUUUAUAGUCUCGUUGGCCAUCGCCGAUCUCCUGGUCGCCGUGGUCGUGAUGCCAUUUGCUGUCUAUUUUCUGGUAAAUGGAGUCUGGGCCCUGCCUGACGUUGUUUGUGAUUUCUAUAUAGCCAUGGAUGUGAUAUGCUCUACUUCAUCGAUAUUCAACUUAGUUGCCAUCUCCAUAGACAGAUACAUCGCUGUGACACAGCCAAUAAAGUACGCCAAGCACAAAAAUAGCCGCCGCGUUUGCCUUACGAUACUGCUGGUUUGGGCCAUAUCGGCUGCCAUCGGUUCGCCGAUAGUUUUGGGCCUCAACAACACGCCCAAUCGCGAGCCCGAUGUGUGCGCCUUCUACAACGCCGACUUUAUACUCUACUCCUCGCUGAGCAGCUUCUAUAUACCCUGCAUUAUCAUGGUGUUUCUCUACUGGAACAUUUUCAAGGCCCUGAGAAGUCGGGCGCGGAAGCAGCGGGCGGCCCGCAAGCCCCACCUAUCGGAGCUCACGGGCGGCAGCGUCAUCGAGAACAUCGCCCAGACGCGCCGCCUGGCGGAGACGGCGCUGGACAGCAGCCGGCAUGCCAGCAGGAUAAUGCCGGACGAGGCGGCCACCAACACGGCCAGCGGCUCCAACGAGGAGGAGGACGAGAAUGCCAUUUCGCCGGACAUCGACGACUGCCACGUCAUCGUGAACGACAAGUCCACCGAGUUCAUGCUGGCCACCGUCGUCGAGGAGACGGGCAACGUUGUGGCCCAAAUCACCACACAGCCGCAGUUGGUCGUCGCCGAUCCGAAUGGUAAUCAUGAUUCUGGUUAUGCAGCCUCAAACGUUGACGAUGUCCUUGCAGGCGUGGCGCCCGCCUCCGUCGCCUCCGCCGCCACAUCCGGCGCCCAGCGGAGCAGCGGCUCGCCGCCGGACAGCCCGCUGCCCAGUGGCGCCACCCUCCAGCGGUCCAGCGUCAGCAGCCAGCGGCGCCCCACCGCCGACGACUCGCCGAAGCGCGGCGAUCCGACUCUCAGGUCAGUCGGUGUCGAUAACUCCAGCGUCGCCAUGAAGCCAUUGUCCUUUGUCCGCUACGGAGUGCAGGAGGCCAUGACUUUGGCACGCAACGACUCAACGCUAUCGACCACAUCGAAAACGUCCUCGCGCAAGGAUAAGAAGAACUCGCAGGCGUCAAGAUUCACGAUAUACAAGGUGCACAAGGCUUCGAAAAAGAAACGCGAAAAAUCGUCGGCGAAAAAGGAACGCAAGGCUACCAAAACAUUGGCCAUUGUUUUGGGUGUCUUCCUCUUCUGCUGGCUGCCCUUCUUCAGCUGCAACAUCAUGGACGCCAUGUGCGCCAAGUUCAAGAAAGACUGCCGACCGGGUCUGACGGCCUACAUGAUGACCACCUGGCUGGGCUACAUCAACAGCUUCGUGAACCCGGUGAUCUACACGAUAUUCAAUCCCGAGUUUCGCAAGGCCUUCAAGAAGAUCAUGCACAUGGGGUGAUUAAACAAGCGAAUAGCAAUAGCAACUGCAAGAAUAUCCAUGAUGGAUGAUGAUGAUGAUAAUGAUGAAAUAAUGAUAUGCCAAAUGAAAGCCAUCGAUGCACAAGAGAUCUCAACCGUUGUGCAUGGGGCUUUAGAUUCGUUUCGUUUGUCGUUCGUUGGCUUCUCCAAUAGCAUUAAGGUUCAGCUACUUAUGUAAAUAGAUCUGUAUAUACCUCUAUUCGGUUAGGCCCAUCCAUAUAUCCCGAGAGUCAGAGCUGUAGGCUAGGUACAAUUUUUAACAAUUACAUUAAGCUAAACCUAACUAGCGAUAUAAUCAAGACAAAACACAAAGGACAAAAGACACACGACAACACACAGUAAACACGCGAUUAACAUAAGUUACGCUUUAACAGGAUAAUGUAGUGUUCUUUGUAGGCUGCUCCCGAAAACCUAUCACAUAUCAUGAGCAGCAAGCUAUUACCAAACACCCACCCCCACCACACAGCCCCCAAUAUUUGAUUAGAUAAGAGUGUAUUCAAGAAAUUCAUAUCCUUGAAGGUUCUGCUGGCGAUUGUGUCGUCGGUACAUAGAGUUAGUUAGUUAAAUCAUCAGAGAUAAGGUAGAAAAGCGGGCCUUGAGGUCGGCGCCUUCCACCACAGACACACAUCACAUGUACGAUGGGUUUCCGAUACAAAAACAAAAAAAGAAAUGGUCGAUUGGGAAAUGGAAAUGGAAACCGAACCGAACCAUUGGAGAAGUGACACGCACACACACACGAACAGACACCAUAAAUCAAAUGAGCCCCACAAAUGAACACAAUAUCGAGGGGCGCCGACCUCGAUGCUAAAACCCGCUUAGAGCUCACUUUUCGUUCGACUUUCAGUUCAUAGAGAUGAUAUAUAAGAGCAUUUAAGAUCCAGAGGUCGUACCUAGGCUAGUCACUUAAUAUAUAGAUCUAGGACUCAUUAUAUAUCGCAUAGUACCAAGGGGGGUAGGCACUAUAGGGGGCCUGGGGAUGCAUAGCAAGGAGGGGGAGAAUCAGGGUAUCUAGAGCAAAGGCUAUCGCAUUGCUAGAAGCAAUAUGCGGGGAAAAUCAGAGAAAUCAGAGCUCCUAAUCGGAGCGCUACCAUAGCAGAUAUACUCAUCGGUUUAAGCGUACGUACGUGUAUAGUGAAAUAUCAAAACUGAGUUUUGAAACACGGACCAAGGCCUUUGGUCUGCCGAAAGGACUAUCUGAAAUCGGCAGGGGCGAAGGCGUUUGGUCCCUGAUUUCAACAGCCGUCCUCUUAACUGUUUCUAUGUGACAAAUAAUUGAUAGGUAAUUACUCCUACUACGUGUAGUAGUUUAUAAAACAAUUCCAUUUAUAGUAUACAAGUAAGCUUAGGCGUAAGCAGUGUCCCCCAGCUCACAUUUCCAGGAAAAGCUCAAAAGUUUUUAUACUUUCCUAAAAACUAAAAAUUAAAAACCAAAAACUCCAAUACAGAUAUAGAGUCGCCGUGUGUUUGAGUGACUGCUUGAGUAAGUGCGUGUGUUGGUGACUGCUUGUUUUUUUGUCUAAAGUUUAGAACUCUAGUCGAUAAGUUUAGGCUAAGACUAUGGAAACAGUUCAACUUUCAGAUCAGUGCGAAAUGCCCUUAAGUUAGGUUCUUCCAAAGGAAACGCUUAUUAAUUAUAGCUAAUUGGUAAUUUUUGCAAUUUGAACAAACUAUUUAUACGUACACACACACACACAUACACACACGUUUACUGUUGAUUUAUCAAAAUUGUAGCCUGAGUUUUUAAAUCGUUGAAUUGUUGUCUGUUAUCGUUAAUUUGUGAAUGAGAUAUAGCAUAGUUUUAAUGACCCUCCGUAGCGAGAUCUCUCUACCAAUAAAGCAUAUAUAUAUACGAGUUUGUAAAAUAACUGAAAUGGAAACAUGGAAACUGGAAAACUGAAAUGAAAAUGAAAACUAUUUUAAAGAAAUGGCAAGAAAUUUGUGGUUUUUUUUUCUAGAAAAUUAUGAGAAUUAUAAACUAAAUGAAGAACGUAGGCUAAGCUCUAUGAAAAGCAAACUAUUUCAAAAAUAAUUAUCAUAGCUUACGGAAAUAAUAAUAGCGAAUAACAACAAUAAUGUAAUGA
Molecule: messenger RNA, 4960 nt
Organism: Drosophila takahashii
Lineage: Eukaryota; Metazoa; Arthropoda; Insecta; Diptera; Drosophilidae
Gene: Dop2R
Product: dopamine D2-like receptor
Biological process (GO): adenylate cyclase-activating adrenergic receptor signaling pathway
Cellular component (GO): plasma membrane
Molecular function (GO): G protein-coupled receptor activity; dopamine neurotransmitter receptor activity, coupled via Gi/Go
Source: RefSeq, a predicted model, not a curated record